GCGAUAACAAAGGGAAGUAACUGCGUCUAAGAUCUUGAGGGGAGUGUUCACGCAAGUUGCGGUCUCAUUUUGUUUUAUAUACUGUGUCAUUAUAACCGUGUUGUCAACAUGGCAGUUUAACAGCCUCGGUGUGCCUCAAUCAUCAUAUAUAGGUAAGAAUGUCACUACCAAGAGCCCCACUUUCCCGUACGACCCAAAUGCGUGUUCUGGGCACACUGAUGAAGGGCCCUCCAUGUGUAGCUGAUGAGUGGGAGUAUGCUGUGUCUGAUGUGUGGAUUGGACAGCUGAAGGAUCUGCUAAAUGAUCAUCAGACAACAGGGGGGCCUGUCCCUCCCAUGACAAGCUCAUUCAAUGACACGGACAACAUAUUUCUAGGGGAAUCAAUCUGGAAGGUGCUGGUGUCAUGGUAUGGCCUCGGGGAGGAUUACAACCUCCACAGACGACUGUGUUCCUCCAAGUACAUGCAGGUUCCAGGUCAGGGAGACUCGUACAUCUUGGCAGACAAACACCUCGACUUCAUCCAUAUAUCCGUCUGUCUCCUGGACCACAUUGACUGCGUAGACAAGCAGCAUUUCAUUCAAGUCUUCUUCUGGGAGGAUGUCAAUUUUCUGGAACUGCUGCUGUGCAGAUCUAUUGGAGUUUCAAUAGACCAAGGUCAUCGGAUAUGGGCAUCUAUCAAGAAAGAUGAAAAUGAAGUAUUUUUGGGGACUUUGGAUUCACCAGAAAUAUGUACAGCUGGGAGUUUUGGUGGAUUCCUAAGCUUGAAGCUACCAGGUUUGCGUGAGAAACUGAAAAAGAGACAUGGACUUCCUCCUCCUACUGCUAGUCAAGCAUCUUUGGACUCUUUCUCUUCUGCCAAAGGACACUUGGCUGAGGUUCUGCAAAGACUGGGGAUCAGCAUCAUGUUGUGUCUGGAGGAGACGGGGAGGAAACAGCCUUACCCUCUGCAUCAGAGGGUCUCAUGUCUGUCUGGCAUCAGUCCUAAUCUUGUGGUUGCCCAACAACAACAUGACUGGUCAAGAGUACUGGAUGAAGCCUUGAAUACAUUUGAGAAGGAGGUACAGUUUCUGGUGAAGACGAAACGAGAUGAGGUGUGCCAAGAUGUUGAGAAACUCAUCAAGGACAAGAUUACAGCUGCAGAGAAACUUGAGCAAGAUGUAGGGAAAGCAAAAGCAGAGCUUGGUGUGCAAGAGAAGAGGUUUAGAGAACAUGAAAAAGACUUAGAUGAGCGCGAACAUGACCUUAAUGUGAAAGUGGACAAGUUCAAGCGAGGCCUGACAGAUUACCUUAUGCAGAGGAAGAAGCUGGAAGAAGAGUUGAAAAGAAUUGAAGAACAGAAUAAAUUCACAGACACCAAAGUGGAGUUGAAUGUUGGAGGCUCCAAGUAUACUACAUCAACAGUUACGCUAACCAAAGAACCAGAUUCAUUAUUAGCACUGAUGUUCAGCGGGCGACAUCAUGUCCAAAAAGAUGCUGAUGGUUCCUACUUUAUUGACCGUGAUGGGACCAACUUUCGACAUAUUUUGAAUUAUAUGCGUGAUGGUAUGAGGUCAAUAGAUAGUCUCAGGAAUCAGACUGCAUUACUCCAAGAGAUACUUGUCGAGGCCGACUUCUUUAGACUGUCAGGGUUGUCGGAAGCCAUCAACGCUAUGAGGUCAAGCCAGACAUCGGGCACGUGUUCCAGUAUGCCAGCACAAUACUGACAAACUCAUAUCCUUUUCUAAUGACAGUAACUACAUUCCUGGCUAUACCCCAAACAUGGGCCUGAAACUAGUGCUUACCAUGUACUGCCACAGUAUAUGUUUCAUCUGCAGAGUUUCCAACUCCACUUAAGUUCAGGAGAGCAAGGCCUUAGAUAAGGCUAUUUCUGGACAUGCAGAAAGGAAAAUGUGACAUACAUAUUAACAAAAGUUAAUUAGUGUCACAGUGCAAUCCAAUGUGGAAAAAGAUGAGUUUCCUUCAAAUUUGUUUUUAGCAUUAAAGUUUAGAUAUGGCUUGAGAAUAAUUAAUCUUGACUAGAGAGCUGGAUAUUAGAUUGAAUGUCUGGAGACUCAAGCUGUAUGCUAGGGUGUUGGCAGGUCUGCAUCUGUAGAUUGCUAUAGAGUAUUAAAUCAUUAGAAAUAUGGGGGCAAUGAGGGUUUUGUGGAAACUGAUAAAUGAUUGGGGAUGCAAAUAUAUAUAUGUUGUAUAUGUUGUUCCGUACGUCAAUGACCACACUUAAGUCUUUCGUAGUAGGAAGCAUUGGGCCAAACCAAAUCACUUGUACAGUACAUGUAUAUAUUCUACAGGUUAGGCUCCUUGCAUCACAUGGCAAUGGUUGUUGUAAAAUCGCAGGUAUUUGGGAGGAGCUGUCCACAUCUUUCAGUGAUCAGUCACAGCCUGUAGUAGUGAAGAAUGAGAGAGCGAGUGUACAGACUACAACACCUGCUUCACCAGUAUCAUAUUAAAAUGUCCUCACCCCACAUCUUUAAUAACCUUCACCAAAACAUAACGAUCCUGGGAUCUUCAAGCACUUAGCUGUUUUUUGAAUGAAUAUAUUAUCAUUAAACAUGAAGCUCUUCAUGUGGUUAGGGUUCUAGGGGGGAUUGAGCAGCCUGGGGGUAAACUUCACUCCUCACUCCAAAGAACUGGGUUCGAUUCCCCACAUGGGUGGUACAAUGUGUGAAGCCCAUUUCUGGUGUUUCCUGACAUGAUAAUGCUGGAAUAUUGUUAAAAGCGGCAUAAAACCACACCCACUCUGGAGUCCUCUUGUCGAAUUUAUCAUUUCAUGUACAGUUCAGAACACAUAUUGAUACAUCCAUCUGUUGUAAUAUUAUACAGGAUUAUUUGUUCUCAUAUCAACGUUUGUUUGUUUGUUUGUUUGUUUGUUUGUUAAUAAACUGUUUU
This is a messenger RNA of Haliotis rufescens (red abalone), 2886 nucleotides long. RefSeq lists its product as uncharacterized. The coding region runs from base 159 to 1703 and encodes 514 amino acids. Gene Ontology annotation, biological process: protein homooligomerization. The transcript has 2 exons. The record is from RefSeq and is a predicted model, not a curated record. Gene Ontology annotation, molecular function: protein binding. NCBI's taxonomy places the organism in Eukaryota, Metazoa, Mollusca, Gastropoda, Lepetellida, Haliotidae.